GUAUAUCAUCCCAACAUCGACUUAGAAGGGAAUGUCUGUCUAAACAUCCUGCGAGAAGAUUGGAAACCAGUCCUCACCAUCAACUCAAUAGUCUAUGGACUUCAAUAUCUGUUUCUUGAACCAAAUCCUGAGGAUCCAUUAAACAAGGAGGCAGCUGAAGUUCUCCAGAACAAUCGACGAUUAUUUGAGCAAAAUGUGGUGAAAAGCAUGAAAGGUGGCUAUAUUGGCAAUGUGUAUUUUGAUCGCUGCCUGAAAUGAUUGCCAUCACUUGUAUUGUCUCCGAAAUCCAUGUCGUUGUAUUUCAUGGCUGGGGAACGUGGAGUUUGGCAUGAUUGUUAUAUUUAGCUUAAAAGAACUGCUUCCCCCUAACUUUUUAGAAUUAUAUUUAUUCAGUGUGUAGAAAUCUUUUUGAUAAUUUUUUAUUACUAAUUUUAAAUGCAAUUACUGUAAUGUUUGAUGGGGCAUAAAAUGAAAGUUUCACAGUAGUAA
Messenger RNA from Penaeus monodon (black tiger shrimp), 489 nucleotides. RefSeq names its product NEDD8-conjugating enzyme Ubc12-like. NCBI's taxonomy places the organism in Eukaryota, Metazoa, Arthropoda, Malacostraca, Decapoda, Penaeidae. The record is from RefSeq and is a predicted model, not a curated record.